CCUUGGUUGCCAAGGAAGACCGCUUCCUCGCCCGCCGCCUUAAUCGCCUGCCCUCUAGGCCUCUCUCUCUCUCUCUAUAAAACCCUCCUCCCUUCCCCUUCCCUUUCUCCUCUUCUCAAUUCCCUCCCAGAGUGCCCCUCCAGUCGCAGGGAGGAUUCGGUUCGGAUCGAUUCGAUGCUUGUGCCUUCCGCCCUGCGAACAACUCGCCGGAGCCCGAGAGGAACCGGCUGGUGAAUUCGAUGGGGACUUCGCCGCCGCCGCCGUCGGCCGCGCUGCCGGUGGUAUUCGUCGACGCUGACCAGAGCGUCGACCUGGGCACCGUCACCGUGCAGCCCUCGCUCGGCGUCAGGAAGCUGCAGGCCGUCGUCGCCGACCGCGUCGGCGUCGCGCCGCACCAGAUCUCGGUGUCGCUCGCGCGGCCCAGGCGCGCGCGCCGCGUGCCCCUCGAGGAGGGGACCGACCUCGCCGCCGCCGUCGCGCGCGAGGGCACCGGGUGCUACGUCCUCGCGGUCCUCCGCCGAUCCCGCCGCGAGCGCCGGGGUGGCCGGUCCCGACGCGACAAGAAGGCCGCGGCGAUAGCGACUUCCGCGGCGACGCCGGAGAAGACCAUCUUGAAGCGCCUCCCGCCCACGGAUCUGGCCUCCCUGGCCGCGUCCCCCGCCGCGCCGGUGUUGUUCGGCGCCUGGGACUACGAGGCGCACCUGCGCGAGCUGCAGCGGCAGCGCGACUGGUACCUCAUGAACACCGCAGCGGCGGAUCCGUGCUUCCCGCUCGCGCCGGAGCUGGAGGACCCGCCGCUCUGGUCCCCGCGGCCCUCGGCCUCCCCGUGCCCCGAGUGCGAGGCGGCCGCCGCUUCCAUGCGCGAGCCGGCUUUCCACUGGUGCGUGCGCGACGCGGUCACCGUGGGCUUCCGCUCGCCGGUCGGCCCUAUCGAGCGGCCAGCCAAGAAGUCCCCCUCCCCGCCGCCGGCGAGCCCCGACCGCAUGCUGGCGUUCCUCGGCAUGCCGGUCUAUUAGAAGCUGAUUACUUGGAAUUUUGUAAAGAAAAAGCUGGAAUUGCGGAUAGGGACCGGAUCGUCGAGGUUGCGUGUGGGUUUGUCUGCAGUGAGUGAAAGGAGGAGGAGGAUUUUAAUUUUAGGAGUAGUAACAUGCAUCCUGUUCUUGUUCUUGUUCCUGUAGAGAGCAAGGAACUCGAGUCGAGAGAGACACAUGCCGCCAAGUGCGAACGAGUGGAGGGUUGCGGAGCCUAGCCUAGCUCUUGUGGCCUGGGCGAGUCCAGAGAUUGUGUUGUGCCAACAUUUCUGGACUUGUCUUUUCUUUUUCUUUGAGAGAGAGAGAGAGAGUGAGUGAGAGAGAGGGAGCAAUUUGUUUCUGGUAUAUCGAAGGGGUAUAUGCAGAAGACUUUAGUA
Messenger RNA from Phragmites australis (common reed), 1408 nucleotides. RefSeq lists its product as uncharacterized. Lineage: Eukaryota; Viridiplantae; Streptophyta; Magnoliopsida; Poales; Poaceae. The transcript has a single exon. The record is from RefSeq and is a predicted model, not a curated record. The coding region runs from base 240 to 1016 and encodes 258 amino acids.